CAUGGAUGCGUGACGCUUUGGAGAAUACUCCACAGCGCGCCAACAUCAUUGCCGAGCGCCAGCGCAUUGCCGACUACUCGGCGGAGGUCGAAAGCCUCCGACGUGAAGCGGAAACGCUUGAGCUUAGAGAGCUCCAACGAGAAUGGCUGGCUCGUACACAACUGGAGAGGUUGCGCGAAGAACUACGGCAAACGCAGUAGAAUUCGUGCAACCAACAUCAUGUGCCCCAACAGGCG
Baudoinia panamericana UAMH 10762 is the source of this 236-nucleotide messenger RNA. RefSeq lists its product as uncharacterized. Bases 6 to 200 code for a protein of 64 amino acids. The transcript has a single exon. The record is from RefSeq and is a predicted model, not a curated record. NCBI's taxonomy places the organism in Eukaryota, Fungi, Ascomycota, Dothideomycetes, Mycosphaerellales, Teratosphaeriaceae.